Anoplopoma fimbria (sablefish) is the source of this 4132-nucleotide messenger RNA. It is a transcript of the gene zyg11, whose product is annotated as zyg-11 family member, cell cycle regulator. The transcript has 18 exons. NCBI's taxonomy places the organism in Eukaryota, Metazoa, Chordata, Actinopteri, Perciformes, Anoplopomatidae. Bases 284 to 2509 code for a protein of 741 amino acids. The record is from RefSeq and is a predicted model, not a curated record. Gene Ontology annotation, cellular component: Cul2-RING ubiquitin ligase complex. Gene Ontology annotation, molecular function: protein binding.
ACGGUUGUUUUGACCUUUUGUUUACCGUCUGUGUUGACAAAAAUAGACACUAAAGACUGCUCGUGGACACACCGAACCUCCUCCUACUCGGUGACGACAUUAAUAGCCUCGGUGAUAACUAUAUGUGUGUGUAUCUGAGACAUGAAUUCCUCCACAGCAGACGGCUGCCGACACGUUUGCACGGAAAGCGAUUUUCCUGAACGAGUGAGCUGAGUGUCUGCUGCAGACUGCAACCUGAAAGCUCUCCUUAGCAUUGUUAUUAUUUUAGUUUCUUCUCUCAAACAUGGCCUGUAGCUUCCUCAACACGGAUGAGGCGUCUCCACCGGCUCUGGCUGACCUGUGCCUGACCCAUGUGAGCCAGAACCUGGACUGUUUCUGUGUGAAGAGGCCUGAUGGCUCCCUGUGCUUCAGAGAGGCUGUCCUCUUCCCUCAGGAGCUGGCUGACCAGCUGCUGGCCAAGAUGGCCACUGAAGGUCUGCUGAAUGACAGCACCGUGGGUGUGUUUCGGAACUGCGAGUACCUGCGGUUGAGGCGAGCCUGCAUCCGUACGGCACGCAUCUCCGCCGAGGCCUUCCAGAAAGCCCUCUGCUCUCACCGCCUGCUGGAGCUGGAUGCUGCCAGGGUCAACGCGGACCUCACUAUUCCUGACAUCCUGCAGGGGCUGUCCACUAAUAAGUAUUGCCAGGAGUCCCUCCAGCGUCUCGUCCUGACAGGUCUCACCAUGUCCUCUCUGGAGGAGCCGAUCCGGCACCGCUUCAGCUCCCUCCAGGGCCUCCGCUCCCUCUCUCUGGCCAAUGUAGACUUCUACGACUCCGGGCUCGUCGACGUCUGUUCGCUGCCUCGGCUGGAGAGCCUGGACCUCUCCAACACCUCGGUCACCAACCUGAACCCGCUGCUGGGCCUGAAGGAGCGGCUGCGAUCGCUCACUCUGCACCAGCUGAAGAGGCUGGAGAUGAGCACCGCUCAGCUGCUGGGAGUCAUCGGACAGUUGAAUGUUUUGCAGCACCUGGACAUCAGCGACGAUAAGCAGUUCACCUCUGACGUGGCUCGUCAGCUGCUCGGACAGCCAGGGAUCCUGCCCGCUCUGGUUUCCCUGGAUGUUUCUGGGAGGAAACAGGUCACAGACGCAGCUGUCAAGGCGUUUAUUGAGGAGAGACCGGGGAUGACUUUUGUGGGACUUCUGGCCACAGACGCUGGAUUUUCUGACUUCUUCUCAGGAGAAGGAACUCUUAAGGUCACAGGAGAAGCCUACGAGACUCAGAUCUGCGAGGCUCUGCGUCGCUACAGUGAGAGGGAAGGUUUCGUGAGAGAAGCUCUGUUCCAUCUGUUCAGCCUGACCCAUGUCAUGGAGAAACCCAGGCCCGACAUCCUCAAGCUGGUAGUUUUGGGUAUGAAGAACCACCCCGCCACUCUGAAUGUCCAGCUGGCAGCGAGCGCCUGCGUGUUCAACCUGACCAAGCAGGACCUGGCAGCAGGGAUGCCAGUGCGACUGUUGAGCACCGUCACUCAGCUUCUACUGGAGGCCAUGAGGACGUUCCCCAACCACCAGCAGCUGCAGAAGAACUGCCUGCUGUCUCUGUGCAGUGAUCGCAUUUUGCAGGAGGUUCCAUUCAACAGGUUUGAAGCUGCCAAACUCGUUAUGCAGUGGCUCUGCAACCACGAGGACCAGAACAUGCAGAGGAUGGCCGUGGCUAUCAUUUCCAUCCUGGCUGCUAAGCUAUCCACAGAGCAGACGGCUCAGCUGGGAGCAGAGCUGUUCAUAGUGAAGCAACUGCUCCACAUCGUGCGUCAGAAGGCCACUCAGGGCGUUGUGGACGCCACCCUCAAGUUCACGCUGAGCGCGCUCUGGAACCUCACCGAUGAGUCGCCGACGACCUGCCGCCAUUUCAUCGAGAACCAGGGCCUGGACCUGUUUAUCAAAGUUCUAGAGUCCUUCCCCAGCGAGUCCUCCAUUCAGCAGAAGGUUCUCGGCCUGCUGAACAACAUAGCCGAGGUCGGGGAGCUGCACGUGGAGCUGAUGGUGCAGGGCUUCCUGGACCACAUCAGCACCCUGCUGCACAGCCCCGAGGUGGAGGUCAGCUACUUCGCCGCGGGCAUCCUGGCACAUCUGACGUCACGAGGAGAGGAAGCCUGGACGCUGAGCCGAGAGCUCCGCUCCUCACUGCUGGAGCAGCUGCAUGAUGUCAUUAUGAAGUGGCCGGCGCCCGAGUGUGAGAUGGUGGCCUACAGGUCCUUUAACCCCUUCUUUCCACUACUGGAGUGCUUUCACACCCCCGGAGUCCAGCUGUGGGCGGCCUGGGCCAUGCAACAUGUCUGCAGCAAGAACGCCGCUCGCUACUGCAGCAUGUUGCUGGAGGAGGGCGGCCUGCAGCAGCUGGAGCUCGUCCAUACGAACCCGGAGACCCACAAAGACGUCAAACUGUUGGCUAAGAGCAUUCUGGAGAGCCUGCAGCGCCACAGAGCCCGCACCGGCCAGCCCGCCGCCACGGUCGCCUCACAGAGAAAAUGAGGCUCCCUGACCGACAGCAGGACAUAAGCUGAGUCCCACCGCAGAGAGGACUUUAUUAAGGAAACACUAGAGGACAAAUACUCAGCAACUCUUUGCACACACACACACACACAUACACUAACUUUAUUUAUUUUCUUUGUGUUUGUUUCUUGUGAUUAAAAACAAAUUUAAAUUAUGAGAACCGUUGGUCAGUUAAGCUCAAAUCUUAAGACACAAAAAGAAUUGUGUCCGUGCUCGUGCUUGUUAGUCUGACGUUGGCACCGUGAUGAUUUUAAUACCAAAAGACAAAAACAAUCAGUGCUCUCGUACAAAUCUCAGUUUGAAGGUUCCUGACACCCUCCUGCUCUUUUAGGGCUCUGGUUUCUCUGAAUUAAGUCGAUUUAGCUCAUUAGAAAAAAAAAACGCAUGACGCUGCUUUUGAACUCAAGCAUGCUGGAGUUUGUCUGAACGCUCGCACCGCGGCUGCUUGUUUUGUUUACGGCAGCGCUGUGAUUGACACUCACGCCUCUGGGUCCUCAAUGCUGCUGCUGCUGCUGCUGCUGCGCUCCUCUUUAUUUAGUCUUUUUUUUACCAGCUAAUGCCUUUGAUUUGACGCGACAGGACACUUGCCGAGGGCCGGUUCACUGGGCUCAAAUGUUCCAAAACAUUAAAGAUGAAAAACCUAAAUUACUGAGAUCUCUUUGAGAAGCUCCAGUUUAGUUUCUUUCCUUAAAUGUUUGGCAGCCACUAAAUCAGAAGAUGCCCUAAAUCAGCAGCUCCAGAGUAGAGUUCAAAUACGUUGAAAUGAUCCGAUCAAUUAUAUCUGGUAAAUUGUUAAAGUGGCAAUAAUGAUUUUUGUCAGUGUAGCCAUGACGGAUUUACAUGUGUGUUAUCGAGUCACAGCUGUGUUUUUCUCUUAGAGGAACUCGUGUGUGUAUACAUCGGUAUGUUCGCUGUGCUUUCAUAUGCGUCUCAAAGACGGAGACAGAGCUUCGGUGUGAGCAUGUGCGUAUGUACGCCUGUACAAGUAGCUGCAUCUUUAAAAGAAAUUAAAAAUAAAAUGGAUGUAAUUUGUACAUAAUAAAAAAUGAGAGAAUUAGGAAGUCAGGUUGUUCGCAUGGAAAUUAUUAUACUGUGUGUUCCACUGUUUGUUUAUCUGAGAAAAAUGAUUAAGAACAAAGUAAACAGAGAUAUGGGGAGUGUUUAUUUUCUGUUCUGAAGCAAAAACAUUAGGAUCCUAGAGAAGCUACUACUUUCUGUAGCAGCUGACCUUUAAGCCCACAAAAUCUCUUCGUUCUCAUUUAGGCCCCAAACAUCAUCCUCUAUGCAAUCAAAGAGAAUGUUGCUGACCCCUGAUUCAAUCAUGAUAUGACUCGUAUUUAAUUGGACUUAGAGAUAAGAUAUUGGGCUACUUAAUGGUACUCUGAAACACACAUCACCUCAUCUGCUGAGUGAAUCAACCGUGGUCGUAUAAGCUCGCUAAUCGUGCUCGAGCUGAUCGCAUCGGCUCCAACAAAAGGCGACGAGCAGCAGAAUCUGUGAUUUGUUUUUCUGUUUCCGUUCAGUUUGUCUGUUUUGACUGCGCCAUGUUGCUGCUGAGAGUCACGUUUUCAAAGUUUGGAAAAUAAAGAAUGUACAUUCCCA